Molecule: messenger RNA, 1772 nt
Organism: Cuscuta epithymum
Lineage: Eukaryota; Viridiplantae; Streptophyta; Magnoliopsida; Solanales; Convolvulaceae
Source: the annotation of a GenBank genome assembly
AAUUAAACAAAACGCGUAGUAUUUCCAGUUAAGGAAGCCCACCGGACAACUCUGCUCAACUCAUCGAAGUGUCGAACGCCCGGCUAAAUUGCCGACUCCUUUCGCGGCUUCGCCCUCCGGCAAGCUCCAGCACGCAGCACGGCAGCACCGCCACUCCACCAGGCGCCAUCACCGCAGCACGUAUUGUCAGUGGUCGCUUACUCGCUUCACGCCCGUCGCCCGGUCGCCUGCUCUCCGCCACUCACCCUUCGGCGGUUAGGCCAAUCCGCCCUUCUCAAUAGUCACCUUCCGACCUUCCCUAGUUCCGUUUCAGAAUUCAAGGAGUGCCCUGAUGAUCGUUAACUGUAUCAAGAAUGUGGUGUAAUGGCGGGAGCCUGCUGAGGAGGGCCUCGCUAUUCCUAACCAUACCCGCCUACUCACCAUCGUCCUCAUCAAACCAAAGCAGCACAAUCAGAUGUCUCAUCAUCGGUUCGAAUGCAGCGGCGUCAAGUCCCAGCGUAUCGAUAUGGAGGCGCAAGAAGGAAAUUGGGAAGGAAGGUUUAAUGGUGGCCAAGGAGCUCAAACGGUUACAGCCGUACCCGAUCCGUCUUGAGCGAUUCAUGAACUCUAGGGUAUCUCGGCUUCUCAAAUCUGAUACGGUCGCCGUCCUCGCCGAGUUCCAAAGACAGGACCUUGUCUUUCUUUCUAUGAAGAUGUAUGAGGUGGUGCGGAAGGAGAUAUGGUAUCGACCAGAUAUGUUUUUCUAUAGGGAUAUGCUUCUGAUGCUUGCAAGGAACAAAAGAGCUGAGGAGGCAAAGCAGGUGUGGAAAGAUUUGAAGAAUGAGGGAGUCCUUUUUGACCAGCAUACAUUCGGCGACCUCGUGAGGGCAUUCUUGGAUGGUGGAUUGCCUGAGGAGGCAAUGCAUGUUUAUGAUGAAAUGAGAAGCUCCACCGAGCCCCCUUUAUCUUUGCCUUACCGAGUUAUUUUAAAAGGGCUUCUUCCUUAUCCCGAUUUGAGAGAGAAGGUUAAGGAUGACUUUCUAGAACUCUUCCCAGGCAUGAUCAUUUAUGACCCUCCUGAAGACUUGUUUGAUGAUGAAGACCCGAGAAGUGAGAGUGAGGAGGAUGAUUGAAAGGGCUUCUUCCUUAUCCCGCUUUGGCGAUUUGAGAGAGAAGGUUAAGGAUGACUUUCUAGAAUUCUUCCCAGGCAUGAUCAUUUAUGACCCUCUUGAAGACUUGUUUGAUGCUGAAGACUCGAGAAAUGAGAGUGAGGUGGGUGAUUGAAUAACACAAUAAAGCAAUGGUUUUUAUUUUGCUUUGGGAAAAUUUUUAUGUACAAGUGGGUUGUCAAAAUGUACCAAAGUGAAUGCCUAAAACUCGGGAUGGGCACAGGUGACAGGUCAAAUUAGAGAGAUGCAACUUCCUUUUAAAGAGUAGGAGCGGCGUGUCACAUGUGUUGGUUCGGUCCGAGUUAUCGGCUCCCUUUAUUUUGCGGAAACUAAAACCGAGGAGUAGUACACCCCCAAAGUUUGCCAGCAUACUAAGCAUGUUUUUACUUUGUGGACAAAAAAUUUAUGGUUUGAUUUGCUUUGAGUUGGUCUGGUCUGGUAGAUGUCUAAUUUAUGUCUAUUUAUAACUAUAGAAGUUUGAUCUGUUUAAGUUUGGACUUGUCUGAUUUGUUCUGGUUUGAGAAAUAAGUUCAAGUAUAAACAACAUCAUAAUGAGGAGUUUCCAAUUUAUUUCUAAACCUUUUCUAUGUACUCCACUAAAUAAAUGAGAAAAAUGUCAAAUUG